Molecule: messenger RNA, 1776 nt
Organism: Branchiostoma floridae (Florida lancelet)
Lineage: Eukaryota; Metazoa; Chordata; Leptocardii; Amphioxiformes; Branchiostomatidae
Product: peptidyl-prolyl cis-trans isomerase-like
Exons: 5
Coding region: 95-748 (217 amino acids)
Biological process (GO): protein peptidyl-prolyl isomerization
Cellular component (GO): intracellular membrane-bounded organelle
Molecular function (GO): peptidyl-prolyl cis-trans isomerase activity
Source: RefSeq, a predicted model, not a curated record
ACAGUAUACUGUUAGCCUCGCCACUGAGGCGUCGCCAAAAAGCGGCUAGUUAAAACAAGCCUCGUUUUGCUGCAAUGACCCCGGAAAAUGCAAAAUGGCCGCCACAUCUGGCAAUACACUUGUUUGUUUGGGCGUAGCGCUCAUAAUCGUAUUUCACAUGUCGGCUGUGAAUACACAAAUCCAGGCAACUAGUACAGCUACGUCAAGUCCAGAGCGAAAACCGAGAGAACUGGCGUUCUUUGACGUCACCAUCGGCGGCGUUCCGGCAGGCCGGAUAGUGUUCGAACUUCGGCUCGACGUCGUGCCGAGAACAGCCGAGAACUUCCUGUCGCUGUGCACAGGAGAAAAGGGAAUAGGACAAAGUGGAAAACCACUUCACUACAAGGGGAGCCGGUUCCAACGGGUUAUUCCAAACUUCAUGGCGCAAGGGGGUGAUUUCACAACUGAAGACGGAAUGGGAGGUGAAAGUAUUUACGGGGAGGACUUUGCAGAUGAGAAUUUCGUGCUGAGCCACACGGGUCCUGGCGUGCUGAGUAUGGCGAACGCCGGGCCUGACACCAACGGUUCCCAGUUCUUCAUUACGUUCGUGGCGACCCCCUGGCUAGAUGGAAAACACGUGGUGUUCGGGAGAGUUGUAGAGGGAAUGGACGUUCUGUACCAGAUCAAAGCUGUAGGUUCCCAGAGCGGUGCUACAAGUAAGGACGUCAUCAUCGCAGACAGCGGGCGUCUCAGUCAACUUCCUAUUUAAAACAGUGUAUCUCAUAUUUGUAAUAAGAUACAAAUACCAACAUAUAAGAACUUCCCAGCUAACCACCAGAUAUAAAAACCUUGUUAUGUUUUCUAUUGCUUUUCUUGUGUUUACUUUCUAUUGUACUUUUAGUGUUUGGCCGCAAGGCCAGUGAAAAGCUCAGUUUUAUCUUGCCUGCCCUUGACCCUGUCAUGUAGCUUUACCAUGCUGGCAUUUUGUAAAAUGUAAGGAUGGCUCUACCAGGUUUUGAAUAAAAUUUUACAGUGAAAAACAAUCUCAUGAGAAAUGUGUUUUUUUCAGUGUGUAAAUAAUCACACUGACAUGUCGAUAAGGGUUAACGUUAGACAUCCAGGUAGACCAAUAAUUGAUACGUUCUCCAAAGAGCCAGAUAUCUUUCGCUAUCUUCAACCACUGACAGCGGAUGAGUCUGAAUACAAGUCUAUGCAAAUUUAAUCCAUUAAUGGGUAUCUGUAUUACUAAAGAAAAAAAUAAAGCAGCUCCUGUAUGUUUUUCUUGUCCGUAAAACUUGGGUAGAAAGGUACGUAGUUGUAAUCUGAAAACCGUUUCAAAACUGGCGCUUUCUUCUUGAGAUAUGAGUUAACCACAACCCUUUAGUUAAGUUAACUUUUUAGUUAAGUUAACUUUUCUGUAAAUUAUUUGAUAUUAAAAUACCUCUGGAUAGUUUUAUGUUAUUUUUCAUUGUCGUCGUGUGAAGUAUAAAUUUCACAUUGAGUUUGCGAGACGGUAAAAAAAAAAAAGAAUCAUAUAGUUGACGUUGAAGCACUACCUCCUAAGAGUGGUUCCUUCUGAAGUGUUAUGAAAAGUACCAGCAGAUUGUUCCAUUCAAAGGAUGGGGUGUCUGCUUAUACAUAUAAGUCUAAGAGUAUGUAUAGUGAAAUUGUAAAAAAAAUGUGCGUUUUUUGUUCUCACUGAUAUGCUUUUGAAUGUGCAUUCAUGAUUGGUGAACUGUUACAUGCUGUAUAUACAACAAUGCUUGGGGAAUAAAUGCGUUUAUAAAAAUUCUUAAA